Messenger RNA from Mya arenaria, 1833 nucleotides. Its product is annotated as toll-like receptor 6. Gene Ontology annotation, molecular function: transmembrane signaling receptor activity; protein binding. Gene Ontology annotation, cellular component: membrane. The coding region runs from base 136 to 1347 and encodes 403 amino acids. Gene Ontology annotation, biological process: immune response; toll-like receptor signaling pathway. The record is from RefSeq and is a predicted model, not a curated record. The transcript is spliced from 2 exons. NCBI's taxonomy places the organism in Eukaryota, Metazoa, Mollusca, Bivalvia, Myida, Myidae.
GGAGCUCUGUCAAGCCUUAAGACGUCACGACAGAUUCAAGGAUUUCGUGGGUUUCAUUCACUACGAUACUUUGAUCUAGCAUAUCUGAGAUCCGACUAUGACGGAGUACCAAUAGUGGCGAAUGCUUUUCAAGACAUGCCGUCUCUGGAAAUUCUAAUCAUUCCAGGGGCUAAGUUACAUCUUAUGUCCAAUGAAGAGUUAAAGAAACUGGUGCUCAACAAUCCACGACUCAGAAUUCUAGAUAUAGCCGACAACGGGUUUAUUAACUUACCGGGCGAAAUGUUUAAAAUGAAUGCCAAUUUAGAGAUAUUGAAUAUAUCAAGUAACAAAAUACAUGAAAUAGAUUUAGAUUUGUCAUAUAGUACAGAACUUCGUGUUAUUGACCUCAGGAACAACCUAGUAAUGGAAACUAUAAGUGAUGCGUUUUUAAAAAGCGUUGCCAAGAUCACCGAAAUGACACAUCUUGAUAUCAUACUGAGUGGUAAUAAUUUGAAAUGUGACUGCAAUCUUCUGCAACUUGUAUCAAUAUUCAAUGUUUCUACUUCUGCUGAAUGUAAUCUCAACAGUGAAAAUCACUUAAUUGACACCAAUAAAAAUGAUUCGCUUUCUUCACUUUUAAAGGAAGCGUGUAAGUCGGAACAAAAACUCGAUUUACUUAUUAUCAUCGGUGGAAGUAGUUUGUUUGUGUUGAUAUCAGGUUUGAUUGCUGUGUGUUGUUUUAUUCAAUUCUGCAGAAGACGUAAGCUGCAAAACCCUGGUGACUGGAUAAUAACAUUAGCUGAAAACACGCCAAAACGAGACCAUGUUCCAACAUUCAUUGUUUUCUUAGCCUAUUGUUCUCAUAACAGCUCUUUUGUAAUGAAUACUCUGUACCCAAGAUUAAACAAAAAACUGAUGACUUUGCUUAAUCAACACGAUAAAGAAAAACUUAUAAUUGCUUACGACAAAAAAUUUUUAGCAGGAGAGGCAAUUGAUGUACUUAUUCACCAGGCCAUUGAAAACAGUUAUGUGACGGUAGCCGUUAUAUCAGACGAAUUCCUUAAAAGCUCUUGGUGCAGUUUCGAGGUGAAAAUGGCAUACACGUCAAAUGUACCGCUUAUUCCUCUUUAUUUGAACAAAUGUAAUCCGGAUAAUCUUAGUGGUAUAUUUAAAUUAUUAUAUAACACCCGUGUACGAUUGCUUUGGCCAGACAGUAAAGAUCUUGGACGACAUGAUCUUACCAAACAAGAAGAGAAGGUCAUAGAUGUUUUGUGUAACAAUGUGAUUGCGUAUGUGACUCAAACUAAACAACAAGAUAUAAAUAACGGUAAUAAUGACAUAAAUGAAGAAAUUGAAACACAAAUGUAAAAUAAAUAUGAUUAUUUAUAUUAUGCCUGAUUGAGUGAAAUCCUUAGUAUAUGUGUUUGAAUGGUGCUUCAUAAUACCAUUAGCCGUACAAUUAAACACCAAACUAGAGGGGAAAACUAUGAAUUCGGAAUAGCAAUGGGCGCAUAUGGAUUCAUUUAUUGUUUUCAUAAAACAAUUCAUAAAAGGUUAUCACAUAGGUUAUUCCAUUUUAAAUAAAUUGGAAUAAACCUGAAAAUCAUGAAGUCUAACAUUAUAACUAUAGAUAGUCAGUGAUAUAACCCUGCAUGCGUAGUAUGUGUUUAUUUGUCUCCAACUACAUGUGUUUAUUUGUUUUGUCUGACUGAAUGUCCUUUUGUGCUAUCUUCAUUGCAUGCACUGUCUGUGCUAAGCAUGGACUUUUUUAAGAGUUUUUUUUUACUGUAUAUGUAUAACAACCCAUUCAGGAGCCUGCUCUUGUGUUUCCAUAAGUUACUAUUUUUUAGUAUA